Molecule: messenger RNA, 2712 nt
Organism: Fusarium oxysporum Fo47
Lineage: Eukaryota; Fungi; Ascomycota; Sordariomycetes; Hypocreales; Nectriaceae
Exons: 6
Coding region: 1-2712 (903 amino acids)
Molecular function (GO): monooxygenase activity; oxidoreductase activity, acting on paired donors, with incorporation or reduction of molecular oxygen; heme binding
Source: RefSeq, a predicted model, not a curated record
AUGGCGCUCCAUCAGUUACUCGCCCAACAGGUUACAACACGGAAUCUUCCUGUCCUUGCAGUUGGAGCUGCUUUUCUCAUUUUCAUCUUUCGAAAGCUUUUCACAAGCAGCCAAAAGUCUGAGGCAAAAGGCUGGAAGCCAAUACCUCGCUACUGGCAAUGGGAUCCAAUAUGGGGUCUCGAUCUGGUAGCGAGUCAGAUCCAUGCCUUGCGAUCAAACCAAUUCUUGGCAUGGCUUGCCAAGCUUCAUGCCAGCAUGCCUCACACCAAGACCUUCAGUAUCAACAUGUUUGGUGUCAAGUGGAUCUACACCUAUGAUCCUGAAGUUUUGAAAGCUGUCUAUGCGACUCACUUCAAGGAGUUUGGUGUUACACCAAUCGGUAAUCUUCGAAGAGGAUUAACUCCUUUCGCUGAUAAGGGCGCAAUCACUACUGAUGGUGAGGAUUGGAAGCACAGUCGCUUCUUGAUCCAGCCCUUCUUUGAUCGUCAGGUGUAUACAAGCACCGACAGAGUAGCUCGACAUACAGACCAAUUCAUCAAACUACUACCUGAUAAUGGUGAAACGGUCGAUCUGCAACCUCUGCUGCAGCGAUGGUUUUUGGACAUUGCCACGGAGUUCAUUUUUGGCGAGUCAACUGAAGCUUUGGUAUACCCUGAGCGUGCCAAGAUUGCCAACACAAUGCUUGACGUUCUCGAUGGUGGUCGUCUCCGCGCUCAGCUCAACAGACUCAUGUUUCUUCGUGAUUGGACUCCAUGGCUGAAGUCAGUCGAAGAGAUCCACGCCUUCGUUACUCCUCCCAUUCAAGAAACCAUCAAGGAGAAGCAUGAGCGUGAAAAGAAGACCAAGGAGGGCGCAACUGACUUGGAGCCUGAGCGAACUGAUCUUCUCUGGACAAUGGUACAAAACCUUGAGGACGUUGAGGAGCUGAGGUCGCAGAUCUGCUUGAUUCUCGUCGCCAAUAUUGACACUACGUCUGUGUUCAUUAGCAACUGCGUCUGGUGGCUUGCUCGUUAUCCUGAUGUCUGGGAUAAGAUCCGCCAGGAGGUGCAUGAAUUGGGCGACAUCCCAAUGAAUUUCUCAGUUCUUCGAAACAUGAAGUAUCUGAACUGCGUCAUGAAUGAGACUCAUCGCAUGAUACCCAACAACGUCUCUCAACUUCGCGGUGCCUUUGAGGAUGUCGUGAUACCAGUAGGCGGUGGUCCAGAUGGCAAAUCACCGACCCUCAUCCGCAAGGGCGAUCUAGUUCUCAUCAACAAGACCGUCAUGUACCGUGAUCCCGAGGCAUGGGGCGAGGACUCAAAUGAAUUCAAGCCUGAGAGGUUCGACGGAUAUCGAGGCUCGUGGGGCUUUUUACCUUUUGGUGGUGGACCAAGACGGUGCCCGGCUCAGAUGAUGGUUCAGACUGAGGCGGCGUAUAUCCUUGCUCACCUUGCUAAGACUUUCAAGCGCAUCGAGCCUCGCGACCCAGAGCCCGAAUUGAGUGCCAGUCUGAAUAGUACUAUCACGAUGGAACUCACUAUCGCACAACCAAUCACGCUGAAAUGCGGGCUCACUUUACCAAAUCGGCUCACCAAAGCCGCUAUGGCCGAAAGAUUGGCUGACAAAGACGGCCUUCCAGGUGGCAAACAAUGUCUCUCAACCUACAGUGAAUGGGCGAAAGGAGGUUGGGGCUUGAUCAUCAGUGGUAAUGUUCACAUCGAUCCCGCUCAUCCCGGUGCACCAGGGGACUUCACAGUGAACCGGGAUGUCCCUAGAGAAAAGACUCUCGCGGCUUGGAAGACUUGGGCCAGUGCUUGUUCACUGAACGGAACUAAACCUAUCGUCCAGAUUAACCAUCCAGGACGGCAAGCACCAUUUGUCAAAAGCCUUGCUCCGAGUCCAAUUCCUCUAGAUCUUGGCAAGGGUCUGUUCCCAUGGCUUGUCAGAUCAUUGGUAUAUGGAACUCCAAAGGAGAUGACACAAGCUGACAUAGAUGAUGUGGUGACGAGAUUUGCUGAAGCAGCGAAGCUAUCAGUGGAAGCGGGCUUUGCGGGAGUAGAAAUCCAUGCUGCACAUGGAUACUUGUUGGCGCAGUUCUUGUCCCCACUUUCGAAUGAGCGAACAGAUGACUAUGGAGGCUCCCCACUAGCACGGGCCAAGAUUGUUGUCGACGUCGUCAAAGCUGUCAGAAAAGCUGUACCAGCUGGAGCUUGUGUAGGCAUAAAGGUCAAUUCAACUGAUCACACAGAUUUGGGCGACUUCAUCACCCAGCUGAAGGCCAUCGUUGAUGCUGGAGUUGACUUUGUAGAGGUCAGUGGAGGGUCCAUCGAAGAUCCCAUGUUCAGCACUGGCCUGCACACAACAAUUAAGGCAAGUACCAAAGCUCGGGAAGCCUUCUUCGUCGACUUUGCAAACGCCAUCAGAUCUGAGCUUCCAGACGUCCCCAUCAUGUUGACAGGUGGCUUUCGGACCCGGCAAGGUAUGGAGGCUGCCGUGAAGGGAGGCAGUUGUGAUCUGGUCGGUUUAGCUAGGCCAUCGGUCAUAGACCCUGCCCUUCCAAAGAAAGUUCUGGACACCAGUAUACCAGAGUAUGGGGCCUUGGCAUAUGCUAAAAGGAUUGAGGCGUGGAGUUGGGCCAAGUAUACUGGAAUCAAGGCCGUUGGUAUGGGGGCUGAAACGAUUUACAAGAAGUUGACGUGCAUCGAACCAUUAAUCCAAGCCCACCAUAACUGA